This is a messenger RNA of Cladocopium goreaui, 2657 nucleotides long. The record is from the annotation of a GenBank genome assembly. Lineage: Eukaryota; Dinophyceae; Suessiales; Symbiodiniaceae.
CAGGCCAUGGAGCGCUUGGACCAGCGCUGCUGCACUGAGGCUAUCGAACUGCGCGCGCAGCUGCGCUGCGCGCAGCAGCGCUUCGUGGAGCAGCGGCAACUGAGAGAGGAGCUGCGGCGGGAGCUGCAGGUCGAACGGAGCCGAGAAAAAACAGGCCACGCCAUGAGUCGAGAGAUUUGUUUUUUGCAGAGCCAUGUGGAAUCACUUCAGACUGGCUGCAGCUUAGCGGCGGACCAUGCGCUUUCCGUGAAGGAUGAGGUGCGAAGCUUCCAGCGUCGGAUCGAGGAGAUUCAAAGACAGUCGCAGCAAGCGAAGGAGGAGGCAUCAGGCGCCCAGCAGGCGCAGCGGAGCUGUCAGGAGGAGCUGACCGAGGUGAAGAGUUCCAUCCAGCGCUGCCGGCAGGAGACGUCUCAGGUGCAGCACGAACUCCAUGUUUCGGAGAGUCGGCUGCAGAAGGUGAAGGAGGAUGGAGAGCGCGAGGCGCAGAAAAGCCUGAAGCGCCUUCAGGCAAAGCUGAAAGCUGCCCUGGUGCAGGAGGAGGAGCUGAAAGGGCGCCUGGAGGAGAUGAAGGCGCGCCGCGCGGAGCUGCAGGGUGAGGAGACGACGUUGAAAGAUCGGCUGCUGAAACAGGAGGAGGAAUUCGCAAAGAUCAGAGAGGUCUUCGGUGUUGAAGGGCCGCAGUCUUCGUCCUUAAUCUUCUGUGAGCAAGUCAGGACGUUGCUGCCUGACCUGUCUCAGCUGGGUGGCAUUCCUCUGGAGACGCACCAACGCAUCCUGCAGGAGCAGAGUGACGUUUAUCGCGAUGCUUUGGACAAACUUGGCAACUUCAAACAGGCGUGUCAGUCGACGCCUAUGCCGCCGAAGGAUGAGCCGGAGCUGGAACAAGCUCUGUCGGAAGCAGUGGAGGCGGAGGAGGCGCAAGCGCAGAUCCAAAUUCAGAUCUUGGAGUUGACCCAGGAGUUGGAGCUCUCCACCUGUAAGUUGCAGCUGCUGAAGGACAGCCUCCUGACCGAGAGGGGAAGGAAAGCAGAGGUGUCCCGGUCUCUCCGUAAGAUUGGCAAGAUCCAAGAUCGGGUGCCGCCGACCUCGCCCUUGUGGCGGAAGAUGGAGCUCCGGUGCCAGCUCCAACAGCACCAGGAGCUGCUCCGGCGCAGGUUCUGCGCCCUUCAGAAGCUCCAAAGUUUGCUGCCGAAGUUGACACCCUCUGGGCAGGAUUUGAAGAUCAAAGUCCAGCAAUUGACCCUGGCAGUCCCGAGCAUACCGGCAGUGAGCUGCACAGAUCUGACGAAGGAGAUCGAGAGUAUGGAAGCACGGCUCCUAGAGCUUCGUCAGACUGACAGUCACGACUGGAACUCCGACGCGCUUCAGAGGAUCGCGAAAAGCUCUGCCUCCCUACACUUCUUAGAGUUGGCCUCCCAAAGGUCCACUUCUGCUCUGCAAGAGACGAUUCACUGCCUCUCCGGGGGUUUGGAGUCAAGCUUGGUGGAGGGCUUCGUAGCCCUGCUCCAGUCCGCUGCUUCCUGCGAGACGCGGAUCGCACCGGAGGUGCAGCAGGUGCUGGGCGCGGUGAGGUUCACCCGAGAGCAAGCAGCCAAAGAAGCUGCCCGCACGUCUUGGGAACUGCAGCAGCGUCCGCGACAUCCGGAGGACGCGAAGCUUCAAAGCUUGCAAAACGCUUGUGUCACAUGCGCCGCAAAGCUGGCAGAAAUCUCAGCUCGGCUGUCGUUGUCCAACGACAGGGCGGAGGAGGAAGCCGUGAAAGAAUUGCUGUGCCAGGAGGACGCCCUGCUGCAGUUUUCUUCGAGGCGCUGCGGCCUCGAAGGCGAGCGCCGCGCGGCGCUGGAGGCGGCGCUCAGGACGCGGGAGGCCCUGUCCCAGCGAAGCGCGCGUGCGUCGCUGGAUGCGCGACAAGCGGCCCAACAAGCGAGGCAUCGCUUGGAGAAGGCCAUCGAGGAGGCAACACUGGAGCUGGAGACCUUAAGAGAAGAGCUCCCAGCAGAAGUGCAACGCCUUCAAAAAAGCUGGGAAGAGAAGUGGCAGCAACAAAUGGAGGCCCACGACAGUUCGCAGGCCUUGUCCGCUUUGCGUCAACGGAUCAAGGAGCUGAAGACACAGCAUGUGGCCCUUGUGGACGCCACGGAAAGAAAGCGAUCAGAGGAAUCCCACGUAGAGGUGGAACGCCGAGAACAGGAGGCCGAGUUGCGGUCCUCGGCACUGCAGCAGCAGCAAUUGCAGGAGGCGAAGCGGCGGAAGGCGCAGGAGGUGGAGAAGUGUCGUUUCGGUCUUUGGGACGUGGAGCAGAAGAUCAGCGACGCCACGGAAGCACGCCUGGUGCAAUUGAGACGGGCCGAGAUGCGGACACAAGAGUUGACCCGUGAGCACUCGAUGAAGAUGGCCGAAAUGAAGAGUGAGGCGCAAAGAGAACUGCAUACAAUUCGGAAUUCAAGCCGGAGCUUGGCCAAAACCAUUGCAGAGGAAUUGGAGACAUCCGACUUCGACCAGGCCUUGCGGCGUUCUGGAGAUUUAGAUCAAAAAUCCGCCGAGCUUCUGCAGAGUGCGUCCAAGCAGCUGUCUUCUUUGGCUGCUGCUGGCGCUUGAUCUUCGCAAUUGCCAGCUGCAAAAUGUGUGAGUGAACCAAAGAUGUGCGUGAAAUUUGG